AUGGCAGGCGCAGGAAUAACCCAUUCAACGUUUCCCUUCAUUUUUCUUCUUAUCCUGGUCUCAACAACUGCUUCUGAAGACUUGAAUGAAAAGCUUUACAUAGUGUACAUGGGUGAUAAACAAGAUUACUCCCAAACAGCAGCAGCUACGUCCCACUUUUCAUUGCUUCACUCUCUACUUGGAAGCCAUGAGGCAGCACAGAAAUCUUUGGUUCAUAGUUAUUCGAAGAGCUUUAACGGAUUUGCAGCUUGGCUUUCAUCAUCUCAUGUCCAACACCUCUCAAAUGUAGACGGUGUAGUUUCGGUGUUUGAAAGCAAAAAUAUUGAACUUUUGACGAGUAAAUCAUGGGAUUUUGUGGGACUACCUCUGACUCAACAAACCAAUCAUUUGGAAUAUCAAAGUGAUGUAAUUGUUGGAGUUAUAGAGACAGGAGUAUGGCCGGAAUCAGAAUGUUUUAAUGAUGCUGGAUUGGGCCCCGUUCCCUCUAAAUGGAGGGGAGUGUGCCAGACAACACCCGACUUCAAAGCUUGCAAUAAGAAAUUAAUAGGUGCAAGCUUUUAUUAUAAGGGCAUUGGAUCUCAACCACCUGCAGGUGAAUUUGUCUCUCCAAGAGAUUUAUCUGGGCAUGGAACACACACCUCUUCCAUAGCUGCUGGAAGCAUUGUCAGAAAUGCCAGCCUCUUUGGACUAGCCCAAGGAGACGUACGUGGGGGAGUACCUGGUGCAAGGAUUGCGAUAUACAAAGUUUGUUGGUUGAAUUCAUGCAAUUGUGCAGAUAUACUUGCCGCAUUUGAUGAUGCAAUCUAUGACGGUGUGGAUGUCAUUUCUGUUUCACUUGGGGUUGGGAUUCUCAAGUAUGACUACUUUGAAGAUUGCAUUGCAAUAGGAGCAUUCCAUUCUAUGAAGAGAGGAAUCUUAACAUCAAACGGUGCUUGUAACGAUGGCACUUUGGGGUCUGUUUGCAAUUAUUCCCCCUGGUCUCUGACAGUGGCUGCAAGUACCAUUGAUCGCCAUUUCCAAUCACAACUUAAUUUGGGAAACCGAAUGUCUUUCGAGGGGCAUGCUAUAAACACGUUCACAAUGGAGCAGCCUUGGUAUCCUUUAGUAUAUGGAGGAGACGCUGCUAAUGUUACUGGCGGAUUUUCUUCAGAUGACUCAAGUGCUUGUGGGUUAUAUUCCCUAGAUCGCAGCACAGUGGAAGGGAAAAUAGUACUUUGCCACAUGUCAAACCUCGGUGAUCUGCCAGAUGGUGGAGUGUAUGUCUCUGGAGGGGCAGGUGCCAUAAUAAUGUACGAUACAAUGAAUGAUACAGCUUACUCGUUCAUGGUUCCUGCCACAGUUAUUUCAUCUGAACAGGGAGAGGUUGUCAAAUCUUACAUCAAUUCCACAAGGUCUCCUAUUGCAAGUAUAGGAAAAAGUGUAGCUGAGAAUGAUUUACCUGCACCUAUAGUAGCUGAAUUCUCAUCGAAAGGUCCCAACCCAAUCACACCAGAUCUUCUGAAGCCAGACAUCACUGCACCAGGUGUAGAUAUUCUAGCGGCUUGGUCAAAUGCUGCACCAAUGAGCAUGGAUCCUUUGGACAAAAGAGUAGUGGAUUUUAACAUACUAUCUGGAACAUCGAUCGCAUGCCCUCAUGCCACAGGAGCAGCUGCCUAUGUCAAGUCAUUUCAUCCUGACUGGUCUCCUGCUGCUAUCAAAUCCGCUCUCAUGACCACAGCAUCAACAUUGGAUGCAACAUUAGAUGGCAAUGAAGCUGCAGAAUUAGGAUAUGGUGCAGGGCAGAUUAAUCCCCUCAAGGCCAUCAAUCCAGGUCUUGUGUAUGACGCGGAUGCAAAUUCUUAUACCAACAUGCUAUGUAGCCAAGGAUACAGUGAAACAUCUUUACGCUUACUGACAGGAGAAUUUAUUAGUUGUUCUUCAAAUUUAUCUAAAACUGGAGUAUGGGAGCUUAACUAUCCUUCUAUAAUGGUUACUAGCAAUGCAAGUGAACCCAUUUUUGCUAAGGUUCCAAGAACAGUUACAAAUGUAGGACCUGCAAAAUCUACGUACCAAGCGAAAAUAGAUGCACCCUUUGGAAUGAACGUGACAGUGGAACCAGAUACACUCUCUUUUAAUUCCUCCAACCAGAAGAUGUCAUACAAUGUGAAAAUUGAAAGUCGAGAGGUAUCAAAUGAUAAGGCUUUACUCUCAGGUGCAUUGACUUGGAGCUAUUGCAAUUACAGUGUGCGCAGCCCCAUUCUUGUAUAUUAUAAAGUAAAACACUAA
Molecule: messenger RNA, 2265 nt
Organism: Cryptomeria japonica (Japanese cedar)
Lineage: Eukaryota; Viridiplantae; Streptophyta; Pinopsida; Cupressales; Cupressaceae
Product: subtilisin-like protease SBT4.14
Exons: 11
Coding region: 1-2265 (754 amino acids)
Biological process (GO): proteolysis
Molecular function (GO): serine-type endopeptidase activity
Source: RefSeq, a predicted model, not a curated record